CAAAGUCGGCAUGGUGGGGAGGUUCACGUGUUUGACCUCUGGAAGACCGAUCGUCUGUGUUCCCAGCUGACCUCUACCCGAGCGCCUGCGGUCGUAUUCGAACCACACCUGCUGCUCGCUGAUGAUUUUGGGGGUGGGCCAGUUGAUGUGUUGAUCGGUGCCGACCUCAUGUACCGAGUUGUGCUAUGGGAACAAGUGCGACUGACUGAGCAUCUCAGGGCCCUGGAGACGGUGUUCGGCUACGUGCUGCACGGCCGAGACGACGUGCCGGUCUGCCAGCCGAUGAAGUACGCGCUUCGCUGCAGCCGCCUUCAGACGCAGGACUUCAGGCCGGAACAGCUCUGGAGUCUGGAAACGCUCGGCAUCACCGCGGAGGAGGAGAAAGCAGGACCAUCGGCGAUACCGAGAUGGAGUGAUGCAGACCAAAGGUACGAGAUGAAUCUUCUGUGGAAGUCAGGUGACCGUCCUGUAUCCAAUCUCAGCUCGACGGCGGCGCGGACCAGGCGCAUGGAGAGUCGAUUGACGUCAUCUGAGCGAGAGGAGUACGACCGACACCUGGCGGAACUUCAGCGAACCGGCGUCGUAGAAGUGUCACCAGUCGAAGAAAUGGAUGGCUUCUACCUACCACACAGAGGUAUCUGGCGAAACGGGAAACUGAGGGUCGUGUAUGACGGUUCCGCCACGGACGCUACUGGUCGCAGCCUAAACGAUUACCUGGACGCUGGAGGCAACCUGCUGCGGCGCCUACCAGCGGUGCUGCUGAAUUUCAGGCGGGACUUGGUUGCAGCCCAGGCAGACAUCCGAGCCGCGUUUCAUCAGGUGUCUGUCGCCAGAGAUGAUCGCAAGUUUCUGCAGUUUCUCUGGGAGGAUAGAUGUCUACGUUUCAGACGCGUCCCGUUCGGGAUAACCUGCUCACCCUAUAUGCUGCUGCAGACAAUAUCCACCCACCUUGGUCUGUACAGUGCCACCGAUCCAUCACUCUGUAGGAAACUGGAAGCUGGAUUGUACAUGGACGACGUAUGCGUCUCCUUCCACAGCAGAGGCGAGGCUGAGUCAAGUAUGAAGAGGACUGAGAAGAUAUUCUCUGAUGCCGGAAUGGAGCUGCAUAAGCUGCACAUCACUGGAGACGACACUGGAGCGGAGGCCCACGUCCUGGGCCUGAGAUGGUGUACCAGCUCUGACCGUCUCGCCGUGUGUGUACCUCCCCUGCCAGCCAUAACCACAAAACGCCAACUGCUGUCGACGCUGUGCAAGCCGUAUGAUCCUCUGGGCGUGCUCUCACCUUGGCUCGUUACCGGCCGAGCUCUGUUUCAGAGGACCUGCACGGGAGAGUCUCCUGACUGGGACGAGGAGAUGAAGUCUGACAUCAAGAAGGAGCUAGCCAUUUGGUGCAGGGGAGCGUCGGACCGCGCUGUGUGGUUUCCUCGCACCGUUCGGAUAGCGGAUGACGUGACCUAUCACGUGUUUUGUGACGCAUCGAAAGUCGCGUACUGCAGCGCCAUCUAUGUCGCUUGUGAUGGAGGUGUCAGGCUGUUGAUCGCCAAAUCCCGUCUUGCACCCGCUGCCUCCUCCCUCAGCGUUCCGCGACUGGAACUGAUGGCGGCGCUCAUCGGCUGUCGUCUGAUGGACUUCGUGAUUCGAUCACUGGACCUCAGCAACCCACGAGUCGUGUACUGGACGGACGCGAUGGACGUCCUCUACUGGCUGGAUCAGCGCCGGGCAUUGAAGGUGUUCGUCCGGAACCGGGUGACUUCAAUUCUCCAGCUUACCAGCCGAGACAACUGGCGGUACGUCCGAGGGCAGGACAACCCGGCAGAUCUAGGUACGCGGGGCAUGUCCCUGUCAGACCUGACAGCGUGUGAUGUCUGGUGGCGUGGGCCCGCUUUCCUCAGGUCCGCCUCUGCUGGACCGCAGCCGGCACUGGCAGCUGUGGGUGCUGAUCUGCUGCUGUCUACCGAGGCGGCCGUCGAGCUGAAACCGGAAGAAGUUCAGACGAGGGUGCGGUUGAUCGCAAGUCAAGGUGAGAAAGUGCCGUUCGACGUGACUGCCUGCUCUCACCUCUCCCAGGCCGUGGACAGACUGGCGUGGAUGCGCCGCUUCAUCUCCAACUGCCGCCUGCAGAGGACAGAGCGGAUGACCGGACCGCUCACUCCAGAGGAGAGGAUGCUCGCUGACGAUGGACUGCUGGAGGCGACUCUCCGGACUGGAGAGCGACCGGUGCCCAUCUUGCCUGAUCUCUCUCACAUCACGACGUUGAUUGUCGAGGAAGCACACCGACGGUGUUUUCAUCAAGGGACGCGCGUCACUCUGGCUCUUCUCUCAGCUGAGUAUGCGGUGAGAAGACGGACGGUUCGCCGCGCUGUAGACACUUGUCGCCGAUGUCGACGAUACCGUUCUUUGCCCUACAGAUCGCCAGAGGGUGUUCUGCCGAGUUUUCGGACACAACCGUCUCGCCCCUUCGCCAAAGUCGGAGUUGAUUACUUCGGCCCGCUGUUCGUCAACAACAGCGCCACCAAGGUAUGGGUGUUGUUGAUUACUUGUGCCACAUCUCGAGCCUUGCACCUCGAACUUGUUCGAUCCCAGACGACUGCUGAUCUAGUCCUGGCGCUGAGGAAGUUCUUCGCGCUACGAGGAACUCCGACUCUCGUGUACAGUGACAACGCAAGGACGUUCCACGCGCUGUUAGGGCAUCUUCCGAGGUGUGUCAGAUGGCGCUUCAUCCCAGAGGCCGCUCCUUGGUGGGGCGGGUUCUGGGAGAGGUUGGUGGGUGUGACCAAAGCUGCUCUACGGUCUACUUUGCAUCUAUGCCAUCUGAGCUAUGAAGAAUUGUCCGUUACGUUAUAUGAGCUUGCCUUUUUUGUUAACCUACGCCCUCUUACUCAGGGUGAUGGUGAAGAGCUUCUCACCCCUGCCCAUUUGUUGUUUGGUGUGACAUCUAUCGACGGUGUGUUGUGUCCAACCCUGAACGAAUGUCCGGUCAACAGGGCGUGGAAGCAUCGAAAGAGGGUGUGUGAUCACCUGACCCGGCGCUGGAGCACAGAGUACCUCCGCGCUCUUCGCUGUUGGAGCAAGUCGCCACGGGGGAGGCCCGACCGCACGCCCGGAGUUGGUGACGUCAUCCUCGUGCAGAACGAGGGACCGCGCGGCCGGUGGCCGCUGGCGCGCGUGAUGCAGCUGCUUCACGGUCCUGACGGCCAAGCGCGUGCUGCUACUGUCCGUGUGCGCGGGCGUCCCACGCGCCGCCCUCUCAGCCGGCUCUAUCAGUUGGAAGCAUCCGAGUGAUACCUAACGUGAGGUGUUCUAUGUCACUGCGGAACGUCGCUUGUUUGUUUGUUUUGUGAUGUAAGCUGCUGUGUGUUACCGGGCCACCGUGAUGUCUAGAUAUUCGUAUUCAAGUCGGUUAUUGCGAAAUCUUGUGAGAUUUCGGGUGGGGAGUGUAUGUCGGAAGUACUUACCGUCAUAAAGUUGUUUUGCAAUUGGAAAGUUUUCCCUUCACGCGCUACGUAUGCGCUGCCAUUUUUAUUUGGUAACAUUGUUCGUGUCGGAGGUGGCGCGCCAGUCGAAUACAGUGCACCGUGAGAGC
Messenger RNA from Amphibalanus amphitrite, 3583 nucleotides. RefSeq lists its product as uncharacterized. Gene Ontology annotation, molecular function: nucleic acid binding. The transcript is spliced from 2 exons. Gene Ontology annotation, biological process: DNA integration. The record is from RefSeq and is a predicted model, not a curated record. Bases 169 to 3282 code for a protein of 1037 amino acids. NCBI's taxonomy places the organism in Eukaryota, Metazoa, Arthropoda, Thecostraca, Balanomorpha, Balanidae.